Durusdinium trenchii is the source of this 1368-nucleotide messenger RNA. Lineage: Eukaryota; Dinophyceae; Suessiales; Symbiodiniaceae. The record is from the annotation of a GenBank genome assembly.
AUGGCCUCUCCGGUCUCUGCCGUGCUGGGUGCCGACGUGGGGACCGUUCUGGGACCCGACUUGGAGGAGAAGGUCUUGCAUUGGUCGCCCUCACGGCUGACUGCACGGACGCUGAUCCGUUCCAAAUACUUCGAGGCCUGCAGUGUGUUGGCGAUCUUGGCCGGCUUGGUGCUGCUAGUUUUCGAAGUGAACGCAGACGCAAAGUGCUUUCCAGAGUACCUGACGAGAUUUCAGGAUUGCCCCGUGAGCUCUUUGCACAUUCGAUGGCUGGAAGUGACCAAUACGACCUUGCUCCUGAUUUACUCAGCCGAGUGUGUUGCUCGUGCCUAUGUGGACGGAAGCUCCUUCCUUUGUAUUUGCUGGAACCUCAUCGACCUCGCGACGGUGGCAGUGGGUUGGGCGGGGAAGAUCUGGGUCAGUGCCCUGAAGUUGAACUUCUUGAGGACAAAGGACAGCUGGGCCGCCAUUGCUGGGCCGCCUUUCUUUUGCCACAUGGCCGGUGAGGCAUCGAUAGAGGACGACGCGUCUCUCGAUGAGAUGUCCAACGAGGUGUCCGAAUUGCAAGCCGAAUUAAGAGCCCAGAGGCUAGAAGUUCAACAGCUCAUGAUGCGUUUGAAGGCCGUCAAUGGUUGCCGUGGUGCUAGCACUAGCGAAAGCAUCUCCAAAACUCUUUUGCCCAGCACGGAAGAUCUUCGAUCGCAGGAGCUUCGAGGCUUCUUUCAAUGGCUGGCCCAUGCCGUAGAUCUCAGUGACUUGCAGAUCUUCGAAGUGGAUUUUCAAGGUCCCAUUGGAGGCCGACUGGUCCAGUUUCACACGGUCGCUCAGUGGCCACUGGAAAGCAUCGCAGGGCUGCACUUGACGGCUCCAUUGGAGCAUCGUGAAGCUUUGGAAACUUUACUGCUAUCCACCCGGAAUACUGGAAAAGUUGACACUUGCGCCAUGCUGCACUUUCUAAGUUGGGAUUUGAUCCCUUGCCAUUUCGCUGCCCAUGGAGCCCCAGAGCCAUCAGUGUUGCUCUCGCAACGAACGUCCGAGCAAGGAAUUCUGAUCGCUUCCUGGCCUACGCAAGAAGACUUGCAGCUCUCUCACUCUUGCUCAUUUUCCUUGCAGUUGGGAGAGCGUGUGGAGCUGGAAUACGAAGGGCAGAUCUAUCGCGGCACGCUGAGCGCAGUGGAUUUUUCACAUCUCAUGGCGAGUGUUCGAUGUGAUGCUGAUCCCCCAGGUGUGAUGACCGUCACUCCACUCUCACAGGUGCGCCGCGUUUUGGAAUGCCCAGAGUGGAACGGCGCUUUCCGAGGCUCGAACGACGAGGGCGCGCUUCAGCCGUCGGGGACCUGGCAUCGAAGGACAAGGUCCUCCGCUUUGUAG